AUGCCGGAACUCCACGUUCAAAUGGAAGGCAGAUUUAUACAAGUCAGAAAAUCCAUUAAGUACCUGAGCGUGAUCAUCGAUAGCAAAUGGGAUUUUGGAGAACGCUUGCAGAUGGUCAUACCCAGGGUCGAGAGAAUGGCACUCUCGUUAUCGAGAAUCAUACCGAAUCUUGGGAGGGGGGGAGACUGGAUAGACGAUAUAGGCGCUUAUACGCUAAAGUCGCUCACUCGGAAUAAAAACGUUAAAACAAAGUUCAGGAGAAUGCAAAGGCGUAUAGCCCAUAGAGUCCUUAUGUCCUACAGGACUUUAUCCAAUGAGGUCUCCAUGUUUAUAGCAAAAAUGUUGCCGAUGGAUUUGCUCAAAAAAGCAUUAAGCUACAUAUCUAAGAUUUAA
Messenger RNA from Monomorium pharaonis (pharaoh ant), 393 nucleotides. RefSeq lists its product as uncharacterized. The record is from RefSeq and is a predicted model, not a curated record. The transcript is spliced from 2 exons. Bases 1 to 393 code for a protein of 130 amino acids. Lineage: Eukaryota; Metazoa; Arthropoda; Insecta; Hymenoptera; Formicidae.